Molecule: messenger RNA, 1245 nt
Organism: Drosophila montana
Lineage: Eukaryota; Metazoa; Arthropoda; Insecta; Diptera; Drosophilidae
Gene: Ucp4C
Product: Uncoupling protein 4C
Exons: 1
Coding region: 118-1122 (334 amino acids)
Biological process (GO): response to cold
Molecular function (GO): transmembrane transporter activity
Source: RefSeq, a predicted model, not a curated record
GAUAUUUGUGUUACAAGCACAAACACAAUCAAAUCGAAAAAUGUUGUUAUAUAAAUUUUGUAUUGUUCAGUAGAUAGAUAGUAAAAUAACCGACAACAAAAACGCAAAUUUUAAGUUAUGGAUAGGGAUGAGAACAACUAUUGGCACUUAAAGCCACUGUACGAUAAGGCGGCAAUACGCAAUGUGGAGAACGUACAGGAGCAAAUCUCGGUGAGAAACCUGUUCCAGCUGUAUGUCAAUACAUUCAUUGGCGCCAACUUUGCGGAGGCAUGCAUGUAUUCGCUGGACGUGAGCAAGACCCGCAUGCAGAUGCAUGGCGAGGAGGCGAAAAAGACGGGCAGCAAGCCGCGCAAUAUGUUCCGGACUCUUUAUGGCAUUUGGGUUGAGGAGGGGCCGAAAAACCUUUAUGCCGGCUUCUCGGCCAUGGUCGUUCGUAAUUUCAUAUUCAAUUCAUUGCGCGUUAUGCUGUACGAUGUAUUCCGGCGCCGUUUCAUUUACGAAGAUGCCCAGCAUGCCCAGUCAAUCCGGAUACAUCAUGCUUUUCUGUGCGGCAGCGCAGCCGGCUGCAUUGCCCAGGCGCUGGCCAAUCCCUUUGACAUUGUCAAGGUGCGCAUGCAAAUGGAGGGCAGGCGCCGCCUUAUGGGCAUGGAACCGCGCACCUCAAACUUCGUAAGCGAUCUGGCUGCCAUCUAUAGAAGAUCGGGCGUGGUCGGCAUGUGGCGAGGUGUCGGACCGAGCUGUACACGCGCCUGCCUGAUGACCGCCGGCGAUGUGGGUGCCUAUGAUCUAUGCAAGCGCAAGUUAAAGAAAUAUUUUGGCUUGGAAGAGGGCAUACCACUGCGUUUCGCCUCCUCAAUGGUCGCCGGACUGGUGGCCAGUGUGCUCAGCAAUCCGGCGGAUGUGAUCAAGUCUCGAAUGAUGAAUCAGCCGAUCGAUGAGAACGGCAAAGGUCUAUACUACAAGAACUCGGUGGAUUGUGUCGCCAAACUGUUGAGAGAGGAGGGUUUUCUCAAUCUGUACAAGGGCCUAAUACCCUGCUGGCUGAGAUUGGGACCCUGGUCGGUGCUGUUUUGGUUGUCCGUCGAACAAUUACGUGUAUGGGAAGGACAGACAGGCUUUUAAAUAUUAAAUUUCAGUGAAUAUAGUUUCUUGUAAGGGCAGCGGUUGGCGAUUUGAAACGUGCCCCAGAUUUAAUAGUCAUAUCUACAUUUUAUCCUGUCGAAUAAAAAUUUUUUUUUAUUUCUA